GGCAGCUGCAGUCGUCGACGUGCUGAGGUUGCCGCCGUAGCGAGUAGCGUUCAUUGAUUAUUCCAGCAGUUCUCGCGAAAAACGGGAAAGUCUGGACGUGAAAUGGCAGGUUUAUGUCUCAUCGGAGCGUUUCCUUCACAACAAAUCCAUGCUAAAAUGUCGUAAGGGAUAUUCGGCGCAACGACAUGCAGAUGUUAGCGGCUGGGGUUAAUCUGCUCUGAUUCUCGUCGUUCUUCUUUAUGUGGCUGCUUUCAUGUGAUGAGUCUAACCGCUUUCCUCCACCACGAGUAGCAUGAGUGAGAAGACGACCGUCCGACAGCAGAGCUCGGAGAACAACUCCGUCAGCAGCAGCGAGUGGGACAUGGCAAACGAUGUGUUUGUGUCCGGCUACGACGACAACCCCCUGGGAGACAGCCUCGCUCUGGGGACCAGAGACCCGGCGCAGCCCGGCUUGGACCGACACCUGCCGCUGCUGCGCGCGGACUCGCACCGGUUGUCUGAGGAUGGGAUGAUGCUGGGCCUGGCUGCGGAGGAGUACUCGUCCCCGUCCUAUCUGGACAUCGAGCCAGACUUCACGGAAAGUGACGGGAAUGUGACAGCCAAGAAGCGCAUCCGCUCCAACAGCUCCAGGCACCGCGGCGAGGUCGUCGCGGAGCUGGGUCCGGAGGAGGUCCGGUGGUUUUACAAAGAGGACAAGCGGACGUGGAAGCCCUUCGUCGGACACGACUCUCUAAAAAUCGAGUUGCUCCAUCGACGAUUUUGCGAGCAGAACUCGGACAAGGUCAAACGCGCCUUCGAUCCAAGCGGAGUCGACGGGAAGGAGGCAGCGGCGCCCGCUCACGCGCAGGCGGAGACCGGGGCUGUGGACGUGGGGAGCGUCCGAGCGGAGCAGGACGUGGACGAUGUGAGCAGCAGCGUGGAGGCGGUCUGCGUCCGAGGGGGGCUGUAUGAAGUGGACAUCAGGGAAAAGGAAUGCUACCCCGUUUACUGGAACCAGCAAGACCGCAUUCCUGUGAUGAGGGGCCAGUGGUUCAUUGACGGGACGUGGCUUCCCCUAGAGGAGGAUGAGAGUGACCACAUUGAGCUGGAGCAUCUCACCCGCUUCCGGGGCCAACAGAUGAGAGACACGUAUGAGAUGGAGGCAGUGACCACCACAGUGGACAGCAAGGACGCCAUUCACAGUGUGAAGCUGAGCCGGAGUCAUGUGGACUGGCACAGCGUGGAUGAGGUGUACCUCUAUAGCGACGCUACCACCUCCAAGAUCGCACGCACCGUCACUCAGAAACUGGGCUUCUCCAAAGCCUCCAGUAGUGGGACCCGUCUACAUCGAGGGUACGUGGAGGAGGCUGCACCUGAGGACACCCCACCUGAAACAACACACAUUGUCUUUGUGGUGCAUGGCAUUGGUCAGAAGAUGGACCAGGGCCGUAUCAUCAGGAACACCAGCAUGAUGAGAGAUGCAGCCAGAAAGAUGGAGGAGAAGCACUUCUCUGAUCGCACCACGGAGCACGUAGAGUUCCUCCCUGUGGAGUGGAGGUCCAAGCUAUCGCUGGAUGGAGACACGGUGGACUCCAUCACCCCAGACAAAGUGCGUGGUCUCAGAGACAUGUUGAACAGCAGCGCUAUGGACAUCAUGUACUACACCAGCCCUCUGUACAGGGAUGAGAUUACCAGGGGUUUGACUCUGGAGCUGAAUCGCCUGUACUCACUGUUUUGCUCACGGAAUCCAGACUUUGAGAAAAACGGGAAGGUGUCUAUAGUGUCGCACUCGCUGGGCUGCGUCAUCACCUAUGACAUCAUGACAGGCUGGGACCCCGUGCGGUUCCAUCACCAAGAGGCGCCUGACCCAGAGGAGACCAAGGCCCGCUGGCCGAGCGAUGAGGAGCGGCGUCUUCGGGAGCAGCUGAGACUCGCGCGCCUCAGAUUGAGAGACUUGCAGGAUCAGUUCCAGAGUCUGCAGGCCUCGUCCUGUGUCGCGGUGCCAGCACUGAAAUUCAAGGUAGAGAAUUUUUUCUGCAUGGGUUCUCCUCUCGCUGUGUUCCUGGCGUUGAGAGGCACUCGCCCUGGAAACAGUGGGGUUCAGGACCACAUCCUCUCCACAUCUAUCUGCAAACGGCUCUUCAACAUAUUCCAUCCCACAGACCCAGUGGCGUACAGAUUGGAGCCUCUCAUCUUAAAACACUACAGCAACAUUGCACCCGUUCAAAUCCACUGGUACAACACCACCAGUCCAACACCAUACGAUCAGAUCCGUCACACACUUCUAAACCCGUCAAAGGAGACCACGUCUGUCUCCGACUUAGAGAGCCUCCCCAGCCCCUGCACCUCUCCACCGCAGACCCGACGCCACUACGGAGAGUCUAUCACCAGCCUGGGCAAGGCCAGCAUCAUGGGUGCUGCAAGUCUGGGAAAGGGAAUAGGAGGAAUCCUUUUCUCCCGGUUUUCCCGUUCUAGUGGCCAAGUGGGUGGAGUGGAGGAGGAGCCGUCAGACGGUGAAUGCAUGACCUCGGAGCUGGAAAAUGUGGCUUUGGGGGAUGAAGGAGUGGAGAGUGAAGAGAAGGACACACAUUUAGAGGAGGAGAGGAGAGAGGUGGAGGCUGCCAUGUCCCAGUCCAGCUCAGCUGUAAUGGACAACACAACGUUGGAACUGGACCGACGCAUCGACUAUGAGCUGCGGGAGGGCUUGGUGGAGAGCCGCUACUGGUCAGCAGUGACCUCGCACACGGCCUACUGGUGCUCGUACGAUGUGGCUCUGUUCCUCCUCACCUUCAUGUACAGACCACAGGAGCCUCCUCAAGCCGUAGAAGACAACCCAGACACCUCAUAACACGACACAUGGGGUCAAUUCAAUUUCUAUUCGAGCCAAAACCAUCUUGACGAAGUCAUAAAAAGAGACUUCAUUCUAAAAGAUAAUUCUUCACCUCACACAACUUUUAAGUGUGAAAAACCUAAUAAUAUAUAGUGUAAUAAAUGAUAAUAGAAGACUUACUCUUAAUGUUUACAUUUUGUUCAAUGAAGGAUGCUGUUGAUGAAUAUCUGUUUUUAAUGCUGCAGUUUACAAUAUUAAAAAGAAACAAAAUCUGUUUAGAAACAGCCUCAUUCAGUCAGUGUACUAAUGUUAUGUUACUGAAAGGUUGGAAAACUAAAUCCAAAGCUCCUCUGUUAAACUGCACCAACAGAGGAGUGCUGCAGAGAAGGACAAAAUUAUUAUUCAUUUCUGUUUUGGCAAUAACAAGCAUUCAUUUUUUAUGGAAAUGAUCAAGUGAAUUGAAAAUGAAUUGACCCAACAAACAGAUUUCAAUUACUUGUUGCACACAUGGCAUCUGAAGUCCUCCCAGACUCUCAGCAGCUCCUAAAUCCUGGGUGGAACUGUCUGUGCUGCCUGGACUCUAGCCAUAGACGAAGCCCCAGUGUUUGUUUGCUGUGUAAGCUUGUGCCCCCUCAUAACCUCAAGCCUCCCAUGAGCAGCUGCAGGUGGCUCUGAUAGUAGCUGUAGAAACAGCUGAGAUGAUUUAUUUCUUACACCAUGCACCUUACAGGAUAUUCAUCCAACAACUGAGUUAAGGCAACAGUCAUUUGCCAUUUUUACUGCAGGGUUAAAUUUGUUUGCCCCACAUGUAUGUGCCCAGUUACUGUAGUUUACAAUCAAAAGCAAGACAUUUGAUUUAGUGAAAUUUGAAUGUAUUUGUAGACAAUAAUUCAUAAAAAUAAAAAUGUUUCUGUUCCAUGACACUGUAAAAUCAUGGAGCCUGAAUUAUAGUAUGAAUUGGCAGCGAAUCCUUGUGUUAUAGGCACCUUAAAGUCAUCUUCAUGCAGCAGACAUACAGAGUAAAUGGGCAUCGUAGUGAAGUAAGAGAUAAACCGUGAUUGAUGUCAACUUGCUUCCUAUGGCUCUUAAAUGUCUUGGCGAGGUGAUGUCCGUUUGCUUCAAACAUUUGAAAUAAUAUAAUUGUGUGAUUUGAGCACAAUAUCUCCAGAUCAUGGAACCUGAAGGAAAGUUUCAUCUGGAAGCAGAAAGCUGUUUAAAUAGUGAGACAGACAUGUUUAGUGCCAUUUAAAUGAAUGAACCUGCAGGUUACAGUCACAGCAUGUACAAUAUGUUGUUUAUGUCUGAUUAAGCCUUUCUCCCUGGUAUGACAGUCCGUACAUCUGACAAAGUUGCCAAGAAUGUUAUAUUUAUAUGGACAUGCAGCCACACAGACAAAGCAUGUAAAGGCAUGUGUAAAUUGAAUAACAUACAUAUUAGUUUUAUUGAUUUUACAUGAGCAGAGCAACAUUUAGAAUGUGCUGAAAGUUCAUCUUUUUACCUUGUUUUGUGGUGAUAAAUGUUUACAUUCAUGUUUUUAUGUUUGCUCUUUAUGUUUAAUGUGGGUGUAAAGUACUGCAUUAAUAGACAUCAGACCGUGGGAGCUUCAGGCUCUGGAUGGAGGAGCCUCACCCACUACAAAAUCGUUUGAAUUUGUAGUGGGUGAGGCUAAUUCAUGUCCUUCUCUAUUUAUCUCUUGUUUUGUCUAGACCCCAUUGUAAUACUCAGCUUUAACGCAACAGAAGUGCAAAACCAAAAAAGCUCAUAUUUAUAUUCAAUUAUGUUCCAGUGUAAUCAUUUUGAAGGAGCUAAAUUCCAAUUUCCCUGAAGUAUUUUACGAACCGAUCCCUGUUAUUUGAACCUUGUUUUCAUUGAUCCUUGUUUUCAUAGUGCAAUUUGUUGUAUUUCCCACUAGCUAGUACAUGUAUGUACUGUAUGUGUAUUGAAGCAAUUUGGAUUUGGUUGAACUUUUUGUACUUGGUUUGCAUCAGCAGGUGGCGGCCUUGCAGCUCUUCCUUUAGCCUCCUCUCCAGUGUCACCCUAAUGCCAAACACCUUAUCCACAGGCUGUGUUUGUUCAUGUUUACAUGUCACUAUGGUAAUAACUGUUUACCUAUUCCUUUCCCAUGGGCCACAUAGGUUUGUGCCAUAUGUCUACAACUACUACUGUGGACUACUAGUCCAUGCUAGAGCCUUAGUGUAGGGAGGUCAGAACAGGUGUAUCGUAGUUGGAUGGAUCUUUUCUCCAGCCCACUGUGGUUCUGAUGCCUUGCUCACCCUCUCUUAGGCUUGCUGUACUGUUCCUCCUUGGGCGCUGUGGUGCUUUAAUCUGGAUUUUUCAUUAAAGGACUUGGCCACCGUCA
Molecule: messenger RNA, 5168 nt
Organism: Betta splendens (Siamese fighting fish)
Lineage: Eukaryota; Metazoa; Chordata; Actinopteri; Anabantiformes; Osphronemidae
Gene: ddhd1b
Product: DDHD domain containing 1b
Exons: 13
Coding region: 293-2827 (844 amino acids)
Cellular component (GO): cytoplasm
Molecular function (GO): glycerophospholipase activity; metal ion binding
Source: RefSeq, a predicted model, not a curated record